Molecule: messenger RNA, 1886 nt
Organism: Exserohilum turcica Et28A
Lineage: Eukaryota; Fungi; Ascomycota; Dothideomycetes; Pleosporales; Pleosporaceae
Exons: 3
Coding region: 67-1689 (540 amino acids)
Biological process (GO): ribosome biogenesis
Cellular component (GO): small-subunit processome; nucleolus; Noc4p-Nop14p complex
Source: RefSeq, a predicted model, not a curated record
CGACACCACACUGAGAAGCAAGGCCAGACGGAGAUGCCGGGCACAAAAGCAGCAGCAGUAACAGCCAUGUCUGGCGCCAAGAGGAAGAGAGACGCAAGCAAAUCCGACCGUGGCGAGUCCAAAUCCAAGAGCCGGCGCAAGUCCUCGUCCAGCGACGACGGCGAAGACAUCCAAUCCGAAAUCGUACAGCUCGAAGCCCAGAUUCUCGAAUCGCGACGCCACUACAACAACAUUGCCACGCUUCUGCAGCGAGCAAAGCAAUCAGAUGCGGAGAAUGAGGGCCCCAUCCUCGCGGCUGUUGCCCUCUGCCGAGUCUUUUCGCGACUACUGGUGACGGGCGACAUGGUGAAGAGCAAGGGCAUGAGCGAGGCAGAGGGCGUCAUUGUCUCGUGGCUGAAAGAGCGCUACCGAGAGCUCUGCCAGGUCCUUCUGGACGACUUCCUCCGCAGCGAGCAUCCCCCCAAGCAGUCGGUCGCCCUGACCCUGCUCAUGCGAUUGGCCAAGGAGGAAGCAAAGUCGCAAAAGGACUACAAGCUUAAGCAUGGAAUUUUGCCACGCCUUGUUGAGGUGCUGCUCCGUCUCCCCUUGGAUGAUCUGAACCGCGAGGAAUUCGCAGAGAAGUACCUCAAGCAGUUUGACGACAUUCGAUACCAGACAUUCCAGACCAUCAAAAACACACUCGAUGAAGACCUGGAUAUCACCACACGACAGCUUGUAGCUGCAAACAGCAUGUCGCUGCUCUCGACACUCGGCGAAGUCCCCAAAUCCAAGGCCGAGAUCCAGAAUUUUUACAUCGAGGUACAAGGAAAGAGUCCAAUUCCAUCCCUCCAGGCAUACAAAGAGAAGGCUCAAGGGGCAUGGUUGGCGACGAUGCGCACAGGUCUUUCCAAGGAACAGCGAAAAUCCAUCUUGACCACCUUCUCCUACCAGAUUGCGCCUUGGUUCCAGCAACCGGAAAUCUUGUCCGACUUUUUGACCGACUCAUACAAUGUGGGCGGUGCAACAUCGCUCCUUGCUCUGUCUGGAAUCUAUUACCUCAUCUCGGAGAAGAACCUAGACUAUCCUUCUUUCUAUGUUAAGCUCUACUCACUCCUCGAUGAAGGCCUAUUACACUCGAAGCACCGGUCGCGCUUCUUCCGCCUCCUGGACACCUUCAUGUCUUCGUCUCACUUGCCUGCGACUCUUGUCGCCAGUUUCAUCAAGCGUCUCUCACGUCUAGCACUUCACGGACCUCCAGCCGGUGUUGUCGUCGUGGUACCCUGGGUCUACAACAUGUUCAAACGGCACCCUGCCUGCACAUUUAUGAUGCACCGCGAGAUCCGGGACCCGGCAUUGAAAAAUGAAGUGGAACAAGAGGGCAUGGACGAUCCAUUUGACAUGGAGGAAAUGGACCCUUUUCUCACCAAUGCCAUUGAGAGCAGUGUGUGGGAACUGGAGGCCUUGCAAGCACAUUACCAUCCCAACGUGGCUACACUGGCCAAGAUCAUCUCGGAGCAAUUCACAAAGCGAGCAUACAACCUAGAAGACUUUUUAGAUCAUUCGUACACUGCACUGCUCGACGUGGAACUCGACCGUGAUCUCAAAAAGGAGCCGGAAAUCGAGUUUGAAAUUCCAAAGCGCAUCUUGACUGCGGACGAGGGGCUGAAUCCGUUGGGUCAACUUCUCACACAAGUCAUCGAGGCGAGGUGAUGUGAUGGGGGGAGACAAGUUGGCUCAGAAGAAGAAUGAUACCCUCUGUUUGUUCAAUGAUGUGUGGAUGAUGUGCUGGACUAAUGUUUCUCUCUCAUGAUAUGCGGGGGUAUAAGGUUGGAAGACCCUAUGCAGCAAUCCACAGCCACAUGCACUCAACCGGCUUCAAUGAACAAUGUCCCUUGGUUAUCCCUUCU